Messenger RNA from Cyprinus carpio (common carp), 1097 nucleotides. RefSeq names its product large ribosomal subunit protein bL12m-like. Gene Ontology annotation, biological process: mitochondrial transcription; translation. Gene Ontology annotation, molecular function: structural constituent of ribosome. Gene Ontology annotation, cellular component: ribosome; mitochondrial large ribosomal subunit. The record is from RefSeq and is a predicted model, not a curated record. Lineage: Eukaryota; Metazoa; Chordata; Actinopteri; Cypriniformes; Cyprinidae.
UGUGUCCCUCCGGCGCGGUGCACUGUGGGUAGGUCAGGAAGAGCCAGUGGAGGACGCCAUGUGCUUCUGCUAGAGGAGGUCCGACAGUCAGUCUCGCGCUGAGAGAGCUGUGUUUUGGGAACUGGCCUGUCGUUUUGUAGCGUUCACUGAACGGUUAGUCGUGCUUUCUGGGUCAUGAUGCACUGCAGCAGAUACUGCGUCCGGAUCGCGCUGCGGACCGCGGCGAACACACACCGACAAAACCUACAGACGGCAGCACUGUGUGCCCUGCGAACACUCAAGACCAGCCCUGUCAGUCCGUCUGAUGCCAUUGCAACACCUCCUCUUGAUGGGAUGCCUAAGCAGUACUCUCCCAAAAUCCAACAGCUGGUCAAUGACAUCGCCAACCUCACACUCAUAGAAGUGUCUGACCUCAAUGAAUUACUGAAGAAAACUCUGAACAUUCAGGAUGUUGGAAUGAUGCCCAUGGGCUCAAUGGCAGCAAUAGCAGCUGCUCCUGCUGCUGAGGCAGGAGAGGAAGAGGCGGCACCUGCAAAGAAAGAGAAAACCCAUUUUACAGUCAAACUAACAGAAUUCAAAGCGGCUGACAAAGUCAAACUGAUUAAAGAAGUGAAGAAUUGCAUGGAGGGUCUGAAUCUUGUACAGGCCAAGAAGCUUGUAGAGUCUCUACCUCAGGAGAUCCGGGUGAAUGUGUUUAAAGACGAAGCAGAAAAACUGAAAGCAGCACUAGAAACAGCAGGAGGCACUGUGGUGCUGGAGUGAAUAUCUGCGCUGUGAUCACUUGUUACCUGUCAGUCAUCGUUUUGUUAUUUUUUUUACAAAAAUUAGGAAUUUGAAGAAAUCAAAUAAUGCCUUUAAAAUGAGCACUUGGUCCACAGGAGGUGGUCUGGGUGUUGAACUUACAGACUGAACUCUAACAGGCUCUGAGCCUGCAAACACACCACCCAUCACUGACUCCUCCAUCUGUCCUUUAGCUACACACGUGCUGUCCUGGGCAGGAAGGACGGAACUGGUCUGUCUCUUUAAUACUGAGGCUGUCCUGACAGAGGGAUGUGAUGCUAUGGCUUGUGGUUAAAUAAACGUUAUUCCAUACUGUG